This is a messenger RNA of Folsomia candida, 2025 nucleotides long. RefSeq names its product probable 2-oxoglutarate-dependent dioxygenase At5g05600. The record is from RefSeq and is a predicted model, not a curated record. Gene Ontology annotation, molecular function: dioxygenase activity. The transcript has 4 exons. Bases 315 to 1331 code for a protein of 338 amino acids. NCBI's taxonomy places the organism in Eukaryota, Metazoa, Arthropoda, Collembola, Entomobryomorpha, Isotomidae.
ACUUAAUUUAUUUUUAUUCAUGACAUAUCUUCUUUUGCUUGGUUCAUGUAUAAAUAUAAUUGGUUAAGCAAGUAGUACAGGAUUAUCGUUAUUCUGUAUAAUCCAGCUGGGAAAGAAAAGAUCUCAUACAUUCUACACGCAAUUAUCUAUCUAGUUGAACAUAUUCAUAGACUUUAGUAAUUUAAUUUCGUAAAUGAGUCUUAUUCAAUCGUCUUAACUAUUUCAUCAUCAUACCAAAUACCACACGUUUGGCAUUACAGUUCUUUCACUUUACAUCCUAUGUUGUGUAUGUAAAUUUUUAAUAGAGAGAGAAAAUGCAAACUUUAAAAGUUCCCUUGAUUGACAUUUCUCCCUUGAUUUCCAAAAGUCAGGGGAACGUCGAUUUGAUUUCAUCCGUUAUACAAGAAAUCUCAUUAGCCUGUCAAAAUUGGGGAUUCUUUUAUGUCAUCAAUCAUAAUAUCAAGGAAAGCGUAAUUUCGUCUGUAGAAAGUGAAAGUCUCAACUUCUUUAAACUGCCCAAAGAGAUCAAAAGUACUGUGGCCCGAUUUGAUGGAAAUUUUCAAGGAUAUUCGGACACCGAAUUGACUAAACAAAAACUGGACUGGAAGCAAAUUUUCGACUUUUCCCCAGAAGACGCAUUUCAAAGUGAAGUAACAUCACCACUUAAAGGAAUUGGAAUUCAUGGAAAAAACCAGUGGCCAAAUGACGCAAUUCUUCCUAAUUUUAAAAACACAAUGACUUCUUACUUGAAGGAAGUCCGUAAUCUUGGUUUGGUUUUGAUGCAAGCAAUAUUUAAAGGACUGGAGAUGGAUUGUAGCCAAAUUGUGGAUACACAAGAUCUACUGGAAUAUUGUUUUUCCAUCAAAGAAGACACCAGUUUUGGAAGACUCAACUAUUACCCCGAGUACGUUUCGAAUGGGAAUAAUUCGAACCAGUUAGGCGUUGGGCCACAUUCAGAUGCCGGCGUCCUCACGGUUUUAUACCAACAAGAAGGGGUCUGUUCCCUCCAAGUGCUGAAGGACAACACAUUUUAUGACAUCCCUCCAAUUAAAGAUUCAUUCGUCAUCAAUAUUGGAGAUAUGACUCAAGUUUGGUCCAACGGAAGAUACAAGGCUCCAAUUCAUCGCGUCUUGACAAAUGCGAACAAGACUAGAAUAAGCAUCCCAUUUUUUCUUAAUCCGAAAUAUUCUUGCCUUGUGGAACCACUUUGUCCACGAGAAGACCAAAUUUACAGACCCAUAUUGUGGAGUGAAUUUAGGAAGGGAAGAGUUCUUGGAGACUAUGCUGAUUUGGGGGAAGAGUUGCAAAUCUCGCAUUAUCUUGUUAAAUAGUAACGAGGAUAAAAUGACAAUUCGAAACUACAUCUUCGAAACUCAAUCACCAGAAAUUAAUUUAAAUCAGAAAUUUGGAACUAGAAUCAUUCAAAACACAUAUAUGUACACCAAUAUAUGUAUAUGUAUGAAAUACAAUGAGUUCGAAAAAUUGAAUAUGAUUGAAUAUGAUAAAAUAAAAUAGCAUGAACUAUGUAGACGUCGUAAAAUCGUGAUUUACGUGCGUUUAAUCCGCGUAAAGAAAUUAAAAUUAAUUCUAGUCUUUGUAACAGGUUAAUUUGUCAGGCAAUUCAAAUUACCCAAUAUGGAAGUAAGGAUUUUAUACAUAUAAAUAUUAACUAAACGGACUGUUUUAAUUCAGGGUAUAUUAGGGAAAAUAUGAAAUUUGUGUGCCAAUAUAAUUUAUAAUUAACUUACGUGACCAUACUUGCAAAAACAAUUGGACACCGUUUUACACAGAGUUUCAGUCCAAAAUGAAACAUCAUGAGAAUUAACCAUACGCAAGAUGCUUUGAGCAAGAAGAUGACUACAACAAAUUUUAGAAUAAAGGAAUGUACAAAACUUCAAUUUAUUUACUCAAUCCAAUGCUUGAAAAUUCUAAAACAGCCUAAAUUAAAACACAUAAAAAACAAUUAUAAAAAAUUUUACACAAGACAAAUAAAUAUUACACAAAGUAUUUGCUCGGUCUGCAUUA